Molecule: messenger RNA, 1512 nt
Organism: Coffea arabica (coffee)
Lineage: Eukaryota; Viridiplantae; Streptophyta; Magnoliopsida; Gentianales; Rubiaceae
Source: RefSeq, a predicted model, not a curated record
UUCAGGACUGCAGCGCUGCAGUCGUAAAUAGUAUGUGAAAUAAAACAUCAAAAUCGAACAUUAAGAAGUGAAGCAACCGCAUGUAAGUGGUGGCGCAGCUGAGUAGUGAUGCGCUGCUCGCUCUUGUUGUGGAGUGUGGUGGUGUAAUCAAUCCGCGCGUUCUUGCAGUGGCUGACAACAAGGAGAAAUGAGCAGUUCACAAGCUUCUCAUUCCCUGGCAUUUAGGGUGAUGAGACUAUGCAGGCCGUCUCUCCACGUCGAAACCCCUCUCAAAUUCGACCCCUGCGAUCUCCUCUUCGGCGAAGACCUCUUCGACCACCCUCCUGCCGCCGCUCACCUCCCUCGUCUCCUCUCCGACUUCGCCGACUCUUCUUCUUCCGAUCUCACUUAUCGCUCCCGAUUCCUUCUCUCCCACCCUUCCGACUCCCUCGGCCUCUCUGCUCUCCUCGUCCUCCCCCAGUCCUUUGGGGCAAUAUAUUUGGGAGAGACAUUUUGCAGUUAUAUUAGUAUAAAUAACAGCUCGAAUUUUGAAGUCAGGGAUGUUAUCAUCAAGGCAGAAGUCCAGACAGAGAGACAGAGGAUACUGCUCUUAGAUACAUCAAAAUCACCUGUAGAAUCCAUACGUGCUGGAGGGCGUUAUGAUUUCAUUGUGGAACAUGACGUAAAAGAACUUGGUGCACAUACGUUGGUUUGUACAGCUCUUUACAGUGAUGGUGAUGGGGAGCGUAAAUAUCUUCCUCAGUUUUUCAAAUUCAUUGUUGCAAAUCCACUUUCAGUCAGAACAAAGGUUCGGGUUGUCAAGGAAACUACUUUUUUGGAGGCUUGUAUAGAAAAUCAUACCAAAUCAAAUCUCUUUAUGGACCAAGUAGAGUUUGAGCCAGCUCAAUACUGGAGUGCUACAUUACUUCAGGCUGAUGAUAAUUGUUCAGAAAAUGAUUCGUUAACUAGGGAAUUAUUUAAGCCACCUACACUUAUCAGAUCUGGAGGAGGAAUUCACAACUAUCUGUAUCAAUUGAAAUCAUCCAUACAGGGACAGCCACAAAUGAAAGUUGAGGGAAGUAAUGUCCUUGGCAAAUUUCAGAUAACAUGGCGAACAAAUCUGGGUGAGCCUGGUCGCCUGCAGACGCAACAGAUUCUUGGUAGCCCUGUAGUACACAAAGAUAUUGAGUUGCAGGCUGUGGAGGUACCAUCUCUUGUCAUCUUCGAGAAGCCCUUCUUGUUGCGCUUAAAUCUCACAAAUCAGACAGAUAGGAUACUAGGCCCCUUUCAAGUUUGGUUGUCGCAAAGUGAUUCUUUUGAUGAGAAGGCUGUUUUGGUCAAUGGCCUUCAGAUGAUGCCUUUGGCGGAGGUGGAAGCAUCGAGUUCUUCUGAAUUCCAACUGAACUUAAUAGCAACAAAGCGCGGAAUUCAGAAAAUCACUGGAAUUACUGUGUUUGACACACGGAGAAGAAAACUUACGAGUCCUUGCUAGAACUAGAGAUAUUCGUGGAUUCAGACUACACCUGAGCUCUG